Messenger RNA from Oreochromis aureus, 5034 nucleotides. It is a transcript of the gene abcb10, whose product is annotated as ATP-binding cassette, sub-family B (MDR/TAP), member 10. Gene Ontology annotation, molecular function: ABC-type oligopeptide transporter activity; ATP binding; ATP hydrolysis activity. The record is from RefSeq and is a predicted model, not a curated record. Bases 533 to 2731 code for a protein of 732 amino acids. Gene Ontology annotation, cellular component: membrane. Gene Ontology annotation, biological process: transmembrane transport. The transcript has 15 exons. NCBI's taxonomy places the organism in Eukaryota, Metazoa, Chordata, Actinopteri, Cichliformes, Cichlidae.
AGCCAUUGAAGUCGCCGUUGAGCCGGAACGCCGGAGGUAGUAUGGCGUGUGUACGUGAGCCAAAUCAGGGUCACCUUUCCUGUUUAUAGCUUUCACCCUCUUUGUUAAAGUAGGUUUACUCUUUACAGCGGACUUUCUGUUGGUCAGUCUUCUGCAGCUGGUGUUUGACUUCACCCGCCUGCUAAACGGACAUUUAGCGGCAGAUGACAGCGACAGGCGGGGUGUUGGUAGCUAUUCGGUGAUAAGAGAUAAACUGGGUAGAAAGGUGGCUGUCAGGAACAGAUAAAAUUGAAAGCAACGGUCCAAAAGUGACAAUGUAGCGGUUACAAGCUGUACGGAAGGACACGGUGUGUUGGCAGACCGGCUGGAUGUCCAAAAAUGUUUCUCCUGGUGGACUUACUGAACCAGAAACACAUCGACACCCUCAAAGACUGAGUCCGGAGAAAGAAAUACAAAGAGAUUUAUUUUUAUUUUUUUUGUCAGAAUCAUCAAUUAUCAUCUAUCAUUUGGUAAAUAGCUGUGAAAUAGGACGAUGUGUCUUUUAAUACGCGUGCCAGGCUGCACACACAAAGUGCAUCUAUCCAGGUUGAAGCUAAUGCAUCGUCCGAACCUCUCAGCUACCCUCCGGAGGACGAGGCAGUCCACCGGGCUCAAGUCCUUGCGCUUUCCGACCCCGGCAUUCUCUCUCUGGGCAGCUAGGCAGUACAUGCCGCGCGGCCCCUUCACGGGUCUCCCUGUACUUUGUUCAUACUCUCGGGUAUUCACUCACACACCUGUUGCCUUUGCUAGCUCUUCAGCAUCUUCUGGAAACGGACCUGCCGGAUCAGUGAAGACCGAGACCCCCACUGUUGUCCCCCUGAGGGAUCUUAAAAGGAUUAUACGACUGGCUUACCCAGAGAGAUGGAGACUGGCAGCUGGUGUAAGUUUCCUGACUGUCUCCAGUGCAGUAACGAUGUCAGCUCCCUUCUUCCUGGGCAGAGUGAUUGACACCAUUUACACCAGUGCAACAGACACCGAGACGAUGACGGCCUCGCUUACAUCGCUGUGUAUGAUGCUGGCGGGAGCAUUUCUGUGUGGUGGAGCAUGCAAUGCUGCCAGAGUCUACCUCAUGGAGUCCUCAGGUGAACAGAUUAUUCGUAAUCUCCGUGCCUCCCUCUUCUCCUCCAUCCUCAGACAGGAAGUGGCAUUCUUUGACAGGAAUAGGACUGGUGAACUUAUCAACCGGCUCUCCUCUGAUACAGCCGUGGUGGGCAGCUCGAUCACAGACAACUUGUCAGAUGGGCUGAGAGCCGUUGCCCAGGCAGCUGCUGGUGUCAGCAUGAUGUUCUACGUCUCCCCCAGUCUUGCGAGCUUUGUGUUGCUGAUUGUUCCACCUAUGGCCAUUAUUGCUGUCAUCUAUGGCAGAUACCUUCGCUCCAUCUCCAAGCGCACACAGGAUGCACUCGCACAAGCCACACAGUUGGCAGAGGAGCGAAUCAGCAACAUGCGGACAGUCAGAGCUUUCGGUAAGGAGCUGUUAGAAGUCGACAAGUACACACAGAAGACUGACCACGUCCUCAACCUGGCUAAGAAGGAGGCUGUGAUGCGGGCUGGUUUCUUCGGAGUGACUGGUCUGAGUGGUAACAUGAUGAUCCUGUCGGUGCUCUACAAAGGAGGUCUUCUGACAGCCAGUCAGCACAUGACUGUGGGAGAGCUCUCAUCCUUCCUCAUGUACACCUUUUGGGUCGGCAUCAGUAUCGCAGGUCUGAGUUCAUUCUACUCUGUGCUGAUGAAGGGUUUUGGAGCCGGGGCCAGGCUCUGGGAGCUGCUGGACAGAAAGCCUGAGUUUCCUCUGAAUGGGUAUACUUGCAGAAAUGGAAGUGUACUGUGCCCUGAGAAAAAAGGCCAAAUCAUUCCUGCAGACCAGCUGAAAGGCCAGCUCGAGUUCUGUGAUGUCUCUUUUGCCUACCCAACACGUAAAGAAGCCCCCAUUUUCCAGAACCUGAAUCUUUCGGUUCCUGCUGGUAGCAUCAUGGCUGUGGUGGGGACCAGUGGAUCAGGGAAAUCAUCCAUGGUUUCACUUCUCCUCAGGCUGUACGACCCCGAUGCUGGUAAGAUCACCAUAGACGGUCACGACAUCAGGGAUUUAAAUCCCUACUGGCUCAGAGGUCACAUUGGAACUGUUAGCCAGGAGCCGGUGCUCUUUUCCUGCUCUAUCAGAGAGAAUAUUGCAUAUGGAGCGAUGGAUCCAGAUGCUGUUACCACAGAGGAUAUCUACAGAGCAGCCAAAAUAGCCAAUGCCUAUGACUUCAUCCAGACGUUUCCUAAAGGCUUUGACACUGUGGUGGGGGAGAAAGGAGUGCUGCUGUCAGGUGGUCAGAAGCAGAGAAUAGCCAUAGCCAGAGCUCUGAUCAAGAAUCCAAAGAUCCUGCUUUUGGAUGAGGCUACCAGUGCGCUGGAUGCUGAGAAUGAGUCCCUUGUCCAGGAGGCUUUGGAGCGUCUGAUGGAAGGGAGGACAGUUGUGAUCAUCGCUCACCGUCUUUCUACGAUUAAGAAUGCCAACACUGUUGCUGUGCUGGACCAGCAGCACAUAGCUGAGUGUGGUCAGCCCACUGAGCUGCUAGGGAACAGGCAAGGACUGUUCAGGAAGCUGAUGGAGAAACAGGCGUUUCUGCAGGAAGAGCAGCAGCAAGAACUUAUCUCACAGAACAGGGAGCACAGAUACGUGAAUGACAGAGAAAUCAGGAGGUGAGAUCGGUGGCUGUGGUAACCUUUGAACUCCAGUGAGGGGAAGCCACUGGAAAAAACUAAAAAUAAAUAAACAAAAAGGUUUUUCUUUAGGGCUUAGACUUUACUUUCUGUCUUAUUGCUGAACAUGAAGAGUCGAUAACUCAAAUGUGGGUCAGUCAAUACUUUUUGAAAAUGUCUGAUUUUACCCUGGAAACAAAGUGUGAUUAAAAGUUAGUACUCCUCACACAGAUGGCUUAUUGCCAGCUGUGAUUUAAAACCGGUUUUAGGGGAAAAGCUCAAAUCCUGUUUUCUAUCAUUCAGACAUUCAAGAGGAAUUUUAAGAAUUUAAAUGUGAGACUGCGUCUGAUCCUCUUCUUCCAAAACAGUCUAGCUAAAUGUAUAUUUGUUUUUGUGUCUCUACUGCUGAUUUUUUUUUUAAUAUAUAAAGACUUGAAGCCUUUUGCUGUCACAUUAGAGUCUACAGGACUGAACACUAUUUUAACGCAUUUACAUUAAUGUAUGCACAUUUGUCAUGAAAAAUAUCGGUUUUGGCCUAAAAAUAUCAGCUAAGGUGAUACAUAUGUUAAAAUAUUUAUCUCAAAAAGAGUCCCUGUGAAUCAUAUUUAUAGUGGGACUGGUUCUCUAAGACAUUUAUUACGUUCAGUUACACUUUAGCUCUUUGUUUUCAGGAUUUAACUGACAGCCUUGAAACUGUUGAACUCUGUCUUUGUUUGUCAAAUGUAAUAAAAAUGAGUUCAGAUGCAAGGUAAAGCUGACUGAGGCUGCUGAGCAGGCACUUUUAUUUUUGGAGAUCUGCUGCUCUCAAGGAGGAAGGACACUGGAGUCAAGUCAAUAGCGUCUGUGCGGGUCUGCGUAUCAUCAAAAUGUCUAUCUCACUGUCUGAAAUCCACAUUCAUCGUCUUAUAUCGUCUUCAGAGAGUUACGCAGUGCAGAUGAGAGUUCAACCUGUUAAUUUGAAAAAGCAGAAAACGGCAUUGCACCUUUAAACAUGUAGCGAACCCCCCCCGAAUGAAGGAUGACACUUUACUGAUGAAGUUUUCAGGUUUAAUGGCAGUAAACCCUCAAUCUCACCGUAAGAGCUGAUGAUGUACACAAAAACAGCGUUUAAGUUGAAAAUCCAAACUCUUACAAACUUAAACAUUUAUAACAUAAAGUAAGGUUCUACAUAAAAUUUAACAAAUGUGGCUUUUGUCACACAAAACAUCUAAACAUGUCCUUAUCCAUACCUUGUGCCUCUGUCAAGGGGGCUGCUAAUGACAAAAUAAAUCUCCAUGGGCUCCGUUACACCAUUCCCCUUCAAACUCCACCGAUUACCGCCAGGCAGACUCAGAAGCGAUGACUCUCCUGCGUAAAUAUUAGGUUCAUAAAUGCCCUUUUCACGUCUCACUGAGAUUCUGUUUGAGAGGAUAUUCCUUAACUUUUAACCCAGACAUUUAAAUGUCCUGAGGCCAAAUUCCCUGCAUCUCUAUCAGAAACAGCUCCUUUUUAUUUGUAGCUGUAGAGUCCAGUUAACCUUUGUAACGAGUAGCUGGGAACAUUACUGAUUACAAGUCUGCACCAAGGACUAAACUCCUUUUGUAUUUUACUGAGAGAGUGAAAACAGGCAACAUGAAGGACUUGCAGAUUAUAAUGUUAUAACUUACACACAGACAUUAAUAUUACAUAUUAAUUAUGAACUAAUUAACCAUUUGGAACAGUGUAUGAGUAAUGGCUCAAAUACUGCAACAGUAAUUGUUUUUUUUUAUAAAACUGAAUCCAGCAUUGAUCUGCAGUGACUUAUCUUGUGUGUCACUUUGUGUGUGUGUGUGUUGUUUUGGAGAUGUUAUUAUUUUUAUUCAUUGCAGCAUGUAGACUGUAAGUCAGCAGGAUUUUAUCUGUGUGUUCUUUAUGUUAAGUAUAUUCAUCACAAGAUGGUUUAUUGUGGACACUUUUCUUCUUUAUCUUUAUUUUUCACUUUAGAAGAAAAUCAUUUUUAGUCAAAUCACAUCAGAGUUUCAUGUCACUGUGACAUGUUAGUCCACAUUUUAGAGCUAAGUAUGCUUGAAAAAGAUGCCUUGAAUGUCUUUUUGCCAAACCGAAGAAGCUGAAGAUUAAAUUCAAUCCACACUAAAGUGAAUGCUGAAUGUCCUUAAAAGCAUAUAGUAAAUCUAUGUGCUCACGCAACUCACACUUUCUUUUUCUAACUUGUAUAUAACAAGAUACAAAUAUGGCUGAAAGGACACAUGGUGGAUUUCUAAUGAUUUUUCUGUGGUUAAUAAAUUGUCAUACUUCUAUGUAAAGAUAAAUAAAGUGAAAUAUUCAUAA